AAGUAACCCAGUGGGGUCUGUUAGGGUUUUGAGUGAGUGAAGCCGAAGCUGUCGAAAGUUUAGCGUAGCCUCCAUACGCUUCACAGUUUCAAGCUUCAGCAUCUCUCAAUCAUGGCCGAGCAGACGGAGAAGGCAUUUUUGAAGCAACCCAAAGUGUUUUUAUGCUCGAAGAAAUCAGGCAAGGGAAAGAGACCUGGAAAAGGCGGGAACCGCUUCUGGAAGAGUGUUGGUUUGGGCUUCAAGACCCCAAGGGAAGCCACCGAAGGAACUUACAUUGACAAGAAAUGCCCAUUCACUGGUACUGUUUCUAUCAGAGGACGUAUCUUAGCAGGUACCUGCCAUAGUGCCAAGAUGGUGAGGACUAUUGUUGCUCGACGGAAUUACCUUCAUUUUGUGAAGAAAUAUCAAAGGUAUGAAAAGAGGCAUUCAAACAUUCCUGCACAUAUAUCACCAUGUUUCCGUGUGAAGGAAGGAGAUCAUGUCAUUAUUGGCCAAUGCAGGCCAGUGUCCAAGACAGUGAGGUUCAAUGUGUUGAAAGUGAUUCCAGCUGGAUCUUCUGGUGGUGGCAAGAAGGCUUUCACUGGAAUGUGAAGUUUUUCUUGAUUUGUAUUAGGUUGGUGUUGAAACCAUUGUGAGUUAAAAUGUGAUCUGAUUAUGGAAGAGAAGACCCCUAAAAGUUUUGAAGCACUCCAGAUUUGCUGAUUGAUAGAACGAUAGAUGCCUUUUUCUUUGUCAUUUUAUAUUAUUUUGGAAUCUUGAAUUUUGAAGAUUAGUACACAAUUUGUUACUUGAAUUUGGAAUUUUGUGGGUUAAUUUAUAGGUUUCUUUCUUUUGAAUUUUA
Pistacia vera is the source of this 841-nucleotide messenger RNA. RefSeq names its product 40S ribosomal protein S11-like. Bases 112 to 591 code for a protein of 159 amino acids. Gene Ontology annotation, molecular function: structural constituent of ribosome. The record is from RefSeq and is a predicted model, not a curated record. The transcript has 6 exons. Gene Ontology annotation, biological process: translation. Gene Ontology annotation, cellular component: ribosome; cytosolic small ribosomal subunit. Lineage: Eukaryota; Viridiplantae; Streptophyta; Magnoliopsida; Sapindales; Anacardiaceae.